Odocoileus virginianus texanus is the source of this 1718-nucleotide messenger RNA. It is a transcript of the gene HHEX, whose product is annotated as hematopoietically expressed homeobox. Gene Ontology annotation, biological process: cell differentiation; regulation of transcription by RNA polymerase II. Gene Ontology annotation, molecular function: RNA polymerase II cis-regulatory region sequence-specific DNA binding; DNA-binding transcription factor activity, RNA polymerase II-specific. Lineage: Eukaryota; Metazoa; Chordata; Mammalia; Artiodactyla; Cervidae. The record is from RefSeq and is a predicted model, not a curated record.
CCGAGGGGCCGGAGCGCGGCGCAGCCAUGCAGUACCCGCACCCCGGGCCGGCGACGGCGGCGGGCGCCGUAGGGGUGCCGCUGUACGCGCCCACGCCGCUGCUGCAGCCAGCCCAUCCGACGCCGUUCUACAUCGAGGACAUCCUGGGUCGCGGGCCCGCCGCGCCCACCCCCACGCCCACGCUGCCGUCCCCCAACUCCUCCUUCACCAGCCUCGUGUCCUCCUACCGGGCCCCGGUGUACGAGCCCACGCCGAUCCACCCCGCCUUCUCGCACCACUCCGCCGCCGCGCUGGCCGCCGCCUACGGACCCGGCGGCUUCGGGGGCCCUCUGUACCCCUUCCCGCGAUCGGUGAACGACUACACGCACGCCCUGCUCCGCCACGACCCCCUGGGCAAACCCCUGCUCUGGAGCCCUUUCCUGCAGAGGCCUCUGCAUAAAAGGAAAGGCGGCCAGGUGAGGUUCUCCAACGACCAGACCAUCGAGCUGGAGAAGAAGUUUGAGACCCAGAAAUACCUCUCCCCGCCCGAGAGGAAGCGGCUGGCCAAGAUGCUGCAGCUUAGCGAGAGGCAGGUCAAAACCUGGUUUCAGAAUCGACGGGCUAAAUGGAGAAGACUAAAACAGGAGAACCCUCAAAACAAUAAAAAAGAAGAACUGGAAAGUUUGGACAAUUCUUGCGACCAGAGGCAAGACUUGCCUAGUGAACAGAAUAAAGGUGCUUUGGAUAGCUCUCAGUGUUCACCCUCCCCUGUCUCCCAGGAAGACCUUGAAUCAGAGAUUUCAGAGGAUUCUGAUCAGGAAGUGGACAUUGAGGGCGAUAAAGGCUAUUUUAAUGCUGGAUGAUGACCACUGACAUUGGUGUGUUCGGAAAACUGGGAUUUGCUACAGGAAAUCUCCUUGGAUGAACCUGAAAACUAUAUGAGAGAGAGAAUCAAUUUUCUGGUAUUCUGGAAAUCUCUAAAAUAUUUGGUGCACUGACUAAAUAACAAACUCACAUGGAAACCUUAAUUUUGACUUAAAUAGUUUGUAUACUGAUUUUAGAUUGAAUGAUUUACUCGUCCCUGAUUAAAUUCACCCCCUUUUUAAAAAAAAAAAUUGUUUUUUCUAUUUAUAAAAAGUAAUUUUGAACUUUUUGGUUAAAUUUUUAAGUUAUAACUUUAAAGAUUUUAAUAGGAGCUUCUUGAAUGGCUUUUCUAUAAUCGGUUUCUACAUCCUAGUGAAAGGAGAAGCAAAGGAGCACCCCAGAUCCAGAGGUAUGCCUUGGAAAGGGGGCCCCCAAUUCAGGCAGCCUUGGAAUAUUUUAAAGAAAAUGUUACUUACACAUUACAUUCUUAUAGUAUUGCCUUAAAUCCAAAGCUAUCUCUGAGUUCUUGUCUCGGGGAUGUAUGUAUCUUUUUUCAUAAAGAUAUACAUAGUUGUUAAUCCUUAAAUGCUUGUUUUGCCCUAUCACUUAGUACCUGUUUGAAGUGUUAAGGGGAUAGUACAGUCCAGUUCAAGCAGAGAAACUGACUCAUCAGUGACUAAAUUUAAUCACAGAUGAACUAGAAGUAGCAGGUUAAUUAAAUGUAAGUAGAUUGUAGAUAUGUUUUAUAUUAAACAAUGUUUAUAAUGUGUGUAUAUAUAAUUGUUAACUGUAAAAAAAAAUGGCCAAAAUGUGUUUUUAAAAAAAAAAAAAUGAGUAACUUGUCUAUAAAAUAAAUAUGUUGGCAGGACGACUGA